Molecule: messenger RNA, 1218 nt
Organism: Salvia miltiorrhiza (redroot sage)
Lineage: Eukaryota; Viridiplantae; Streptophyta; Magnoliopsida; Lamiales; Lamiaceae
Product: acetylajmalan esterase-like
Exons: 5
Coding region: 38-1138 (366 amino acids)
Molecular function (GO): hydrolase activity, acting on ester bonds
Source: RefSeq, a predicted model, not a curated record
AUUGUAAGAAUUGUGUGUUGUAUGCAUCAAGCGAGUAAUGGAUUUUUCUUCCUUCUUUUAUCUUAUAAGCAUCUCCGUUAUUAUUAUAGCUACAGAAGCAACAAAUAUAUUAUGUCCAAUUCAAAGUUUGUUUCAAUUGGGAGAUUCCGUCUCAGACACAGGGAAUCUAGUGCGAGUCCUUCCUGUGGGUCCCACUCUCCCCGCCUCUAAGCCGCCGUACGGUGAAACUUUUCCCGGCAAACCUACCGGCCGUUGGUCUGAUGGCAGACUCAUCAUAGACUACACAGCUAUGGCUCUUGGGAUUCCCCUGCUGAACCCCUAUUUAGACAAGAAUGCUUCAUUCAGAAAUGGAGUCAACUUUGCGGUUGCUGGGGCUACGGCGCUUAACUCUUCUUUCUUUGUUUCAAGGGGAAUUAUUGUUCCACCUGAUGUUGGCUCACUGGACCUUCAACUACGCUCCUUUCAUACAUACCUCGCCUCAAUUUGUUCCACCCCACGAGAAUGUAGUGAAUAUCUGAGACAGGCUCUGGUUUUCGUGGGUAGAAUUGGAGGAAAUGACAUCAAUUAUCCUUUAACACAAGGCAGAUCCCUUGAAGAAAUCCGGACCUAUGUGCCUCUCAUAAAUCAAGCUAUUUCCGAUGCCAUAAGAGGGAUUAUUCGAGCUGGCGCCUCGCGAGUAGUGGUUCCUGGAAAUUUUCCGAUUGGAUGCUUCCCUUACAUCCUUGCUGCUUUUGCUAGCAACGAUUCCACAAACUACGACGAACUUGGUUGUGUAAGAAGCGUCAACAAUCUUGUCGUUUAUCAAAAUAAUAACUUGCAAGCCACACUAGACACUCUGAGAAAGGAAUUUCCCGGUGUAGCCAUAAUCUAUGCAGACUACUACAAUGCUUUUCUAACAACUUUACGCCGUGCGCCCUUCAUCGGGUUUGAUCGAACAACUCUACUGACGCCAUGUUGUAAAAGCAGACAAUUCGAUCCUCUCAGUCUUGAAUUUUGUGGGAACCCAACUGUGCCGGUUUGUCCGAACCCCCAACAAUAUAUACAUUGGGAUGGCGUGCAUUUGACACAAGAAGCUUAUCAUCGUAUCUCCCAAAUUGUGAUACCUUAUAUUCUCCCCACAAUCAUAUGCUUACGUUGAAAAAAUUAAUGCGCUACUAUAUAUAUAUUUAAAUAAGACUGGUUAUUAAUUAGCUAUAUAUAUAGAAGCAAAUCCAUGGA